AUGUGCUUUGCCGGCGAACGCUCGCCAGGUUGGCUCUUUGGCCUUUGCUGGAGCAAGCACGCAGCGCCUGGUGAGCCUUCCAAGCAGAGGUGUCAGCUUCGCCUUGCCAGGGACUUCCAUCGGGGAGAUCUGAUUGGUGCUGGAAGCUACGGUUGUGUCUUCGCAGCGCGGCGGAAGACGACGGGGGAGAUCAUGGCCGUCAAGGAGAUGCUCCUCGACCGGGCUGGGAUCACCAAGGAGGAGCGCAGCGAGCGGCUCGUGAAACUGACCCGCGAACUGCGGCUCUGCGAGCAGCUGGAGCACCCCUUUAUUGUCAGCUACUUUGGCCACGAGUUCGUCAUGGGAGCUCAGGGUGGCCCCGAGAAGCUGCACCUUUUUCUAGAGUACUGCAGCGGCGGAAGCCUGGCUGCGCAGCUUCGGACUUAUGGGCCCGUGAGCGAGGAACUUCUGAGGAAGUACACGAGACAGCUUGUCGGCGGCCUUAUGUACCUGCACUCCCGGAGCCCGCCGGUGGUCCACUGCGAUCUCAAAUGCGCCAACGUGUUGCUAACGCACAGCGGAGACGUCAAGAUCGCAGACUUCGGCUGCUCCAGGUGGAUUCAGCCUGGUGAGGCCAUGCUGGAGAACUCGGUCGCGGGCUCCGUCUUCUGGAUGGCGCCCGAGCUCUUCCGAGGGCGUGGCAAGUUGACGACAACUUCAGAUGUUUGGUCCCUGGGCUGCUGUGUCCUGGAAAUGGCCACUGGUAGCCCUCCUUGGGUCGAGCGACGUUUCGACAACAUACUGCAGGCUUGCCAUGUCAUUGCAAACACGGAAGAGCUGCCAGCCAUCCCGACGGAGCUGUCCAAACAGGCCUCGAUGCUGAUCUGCACCUGCUUGAAGCGAAAUCCGCAAGAGCGGCCAACUGCGCAGGAACUGAACAAGAGCAAGAUGCUGCGUGUCUGA
Symbiodinium natans is the source of this 942-nucleotide messenger RNA. The record is from the annotation of a GenBank genome assembly. Lineage: Eukaryota; Dinophyceae; Suessiales; Symbiodiniaceae.